Messenger RNA from Raphanus sativus (radish), 843 nucleotides. RefSeq names its product F-box protein SNE. Gene Ontology annotation, biological process: gibberellic acid mediated signaling pathway; regulation of gibberellic acid mediated signaling pathway. The transcript has a single exon. Gene Ontology annotation, molecular function: protein binding. The coding region runs from base 199 to 669 and encodes 156 amino acids. The record is from RefSeq and is a predicted model, not a curated record. Gene Ontology annotation, cellular component: SCF ubiquitin ligase complex. NCBI's taxonomy places the organism in Eukaryota, Viridiplantae, Streptophyta, Magnoliopsida, Brassicales, Brassicaceae.
CUUUUACAGAUUGAAUAUAAACAUCACUCCCCGUUGCUAAAAGAAAAGAAUAUAAACAUCACUCCCUCUCUUCUCACUCACACAAUAUUUUUACAUAUAUAUAUUUAUAUGUCCCCGUAUGAUUUCAAUAGCUGUAUCAACCUUCUCUCUUUGAAACACUAAACCUCUCUCUCUCUCUCUCUCUCUCUUUUUAGUACCAUGUCGAGUAAACGAACUAGGAUGGUCGAGAAAAGUAACAACAAGAGACAGCGAGUGGACCUCGUUUCCGAGUUCUCCAUCAACGACCACCAUGACGUGCUAGUAGAAAUCCUACGGCGACUAGACGGCCCUUCUCUAUGUUCAGCCGCUUGCGUGUGCCGUCUUUGGUCGGCUGUGGCUCGUAACGACUCAAUAUGGGAAGAGCUUUGUUUCCGGCAAGUGUCACCACGACCUUCACUUUCCAUACGCUCCAUUGUGUCGGCUCUCGGUGGCUACCGACGUCUCUACUUCCUUUGCAUCCGUCCCGUCCUUGAACGACUCCCCAAGAUUAUUUGGAGCCGAGACCAGCUUCAGCUCUCGCUCUCUCUUUACUGUGUCCACUAUUACGAGCGACUUUACGUCGGUGCGUGGCUUGGAGACGCGCCACCUUCUUCGCUCAUGUUCCUCCGGAAGCCCGUCAACGUCGUCUGAUAAGUCUUCUUGCCGGAACGGCCUAUAAUAAAUUAUUAGUUUCGAAGACUGUAUUCUUUAUCAUAUUCUUAUUAUUAUUAUCUGCUCGGAUUUGUUAUGAAAUCAUUUCCUUUUAUCACCUUCAUUACAAGAUUUUGAUUAAUAAACGAGGGAUCUUCUCCUUUUUUUUUCUCA